AUGGGAAAUUCGGAUCAAAAUCAAAAAAAACAUGAACGAGUUUUGUUUGAUGAGAUUGAUUAUGAAAAUAAAGAAGCUUUAAACGCUGCUAAAAACUAUGCAAUUCGAGAAACAUGGAUUCGAGCGAUGGAAAUGCGAUUAGUAAGAGAAGAACUUGACAAAUGUUAUAAAAUAGAAGGUGUUAACCACUAUGAGAAUUGCCGUGAGCUCUCUGAUCGCUAUUGGAAAAUGCUACGGCAGGACUAUAAAGUAAAAGGAUAUUUGGCAGAUGAACGAAUGAUCAAAGAUCUUUAA
Messenger RNA from Pneumocystis jirovecii RU7, 294 nucleotides. RefSeq lists its product as uncharacterized. The record is from RefSeq and is a predicted model, not a curated record. Bases 1 to 294 code for a protein of 97 amino acids. Lineage: Eukaryota; Fungi; Ascomycota; Pneumocystomycetes; Pneumocystales; Pneumocystaceae. The transcript has 2 exons.